Molecule: messenger RNA, 1173 nt
Organism: Cydia strobilella
Lineage: Eukaryota; Metazoa; Arthropoda; Insecta; Lepidoptera; Tortricidae
Exons: 5
Coding region: 1-1173 (390 amino acids)
Biological process (GO): sensory perception of smell; detection of chemical stimulus involved in sensory perception of smell
Cellular component (GO): plasma membrane
Molecular function (GO): odorant binding; olfactory receptor activity
Source: RefSeq, a predicted model, not a curated record
AUGGAUAUUCGAUUUGAUAAUACAUUUAAAUUAUCUUCUACGGCUUUGUAUUUGAACUUAGGCCAUCCUUCAUUAACGAGAAAUCUACAAUGGGCGACAAAAUUAUUUAUUUUCUAUAUCUUCUACAGCCCAACUUUUAUAUCUUUGAUAUACAGUAGCAUUUUCUACGAUACCUUCACUAAAAUCUGCACGAACCUCAGUAUAGCAGCAAUUUACUGUAUAAUCAUAUUCAACUAUGGUCUUCUAAUUAUUUACAAGAAACGUUUCAUCGACAUGAUCAAAAUAGUGGAAGAAGACUUGCGUGAUUCAAGAGAACUAAUUGAUGAAGACGAAAAGGCCGUUAAGGAAUUCACUGCUAAAGGGAAACAGGCUGCAAAGUUUUGGACUUUCUGCUGUAUUCUCUGCGGUGUUAUGUUCAUUUGCAGAGGCGUCUUCGGUACCUCUUACUCUGCACUUACAGGGAAUUUCAAACCGGUCGCUAUACAUGAACUAACGUAUCCUACUUAUAUAGAAGAAAGGAAGAAUGGUUUUCUCAUGUACACUGUUCUUUUUGGUCUCCAUACUUUUUACAUUGUGUUCACGACUCUCAUGUAUGCUGGGUUUAAUGCACUGGGUCCAAUAUUCAUAAUGCACGCGUGUGGACAAAUAAAAGUAGCCAUUCAGCAACUUGAGAGACUUUUUGUAGAUAAUGAUAUUGAUGUUGAUGAUAUAAUGAAGAAACUGAAAAAAGUAACACGCCGGCUUCAGCAUAUUUACAGUUUUGUAGAUCAAAUACAGCAUACUCAUCGACUCUUAUAUGAAAUGUGUCUCAAAACAAGUAUCAUUUGUUCUGCGAUUUCCUUGUUUGCCAUUAUCGAGUCUUACAAGGAAGGCAGUCUAAGCUUUGACUUAAUUUGCUACUGCUUUGCCGUUCUUAUGCAAUGCGGAAUUCCGUGUUAUUAUUGCGAAGUACUCUUGGGCAAAGGUGAGGAGCUCCGAGUCGCCAUAUACGAGUGUGGUUGGGAGAGGUUUUGGGUUCCGAGGAGUCGCUCCAUAAUUCUGAUGUUGCUGGCCAGGACCGUGCGCCCUCUAGGAAUCUAUUCUGUGUUUUCUAUAGUCUCUUUGGAGGCAUUUAGCGACGUAAUAAAUCAGGUGUACAAGAUUUUUAAUGUUAUGAACGCGGCUUACUUAUAA